Molecule: messenger RNA, 1214 nt
Organism: Cercospora beticola
Lineage: Eukaryota; Fungi; Ascomycota; Dothideomycetes; Mycosphaerellales; Mycosphaerellaceae
Gene: LYS12
Product: homoisocitrate dehydrogenase
Biological process (GO): L-lysine biosynthetic process; tricarboxylic acid cycle; isocitrate metabolic process
Cellular component (GO): mitochondrion
Molecular function (GO): isocitrate dehydrogenase (NAD+) activity; homoisocitrate dehydrogenase activity; NAD binding
Source: RefSeq, a predicted model, not a curated record
CAUAGCUCCAAUGGCUGCUGCAAGGACUCUGCGUAUAGGCCUCAUUCCCGGCGACGGCAUUGGCCGUGAGGUCAUUCCCGCUGGCCGCCGACUGCUGGAAGCCCUCCCAACCUCGCUCGGCCUCAAGUUCUCCUUUGUGGAUCUCGAUGCCGGCUUCGAGACCUUCAAGCAGACGGGCGUCGCGCUCCCAGACAAGACAGUCGAAACGCUGAAAGAGGAGUGCGAUGGCGCGUUGUUUGGUGCCGUCAGCUCACCCACCACGCCCACCAAGGGCUACUCCUCCCCCAUCGUCGCUCUCCGCAAGAAGCUCGACCUCUACGCGAACGUCCGUCCCGUCAAAUCCGUCACGCCGACCGCCGCUUUUCCAGAUCCCAUCGACCUCGUCAUCGUGCGCGAGAACACCGAGGAUUUGUACGUGAAAGAGGAAAAGACAUACGAUGGCCCCAACGGCAAAGUCGCCGAGGCUAUCAAGCGCAUCAGCGAGCACGCCUCGUCGAGAAUCGCAACCAUGGCCGGUGAAAUCGCGCUACGUCGUCAAAACAUUCGCGACAAAACGGGUAAUGCAUCAGGACAAAAGAGCAUGGUAACCAUCACGCACAAAUCCAACGUACUAUCUCAAACCGAUGGCCUCUUCCGCAGCACGGCGCGCAAAGCUCUCGAACAGAGCAAAUUCGCUUCUGCAGGCGUAGCAAUCGAUGAGCAAAUCGUCGAUUCCAUGGUCUACAAACUCUUCCGCGAACCUUCUACCUACGACGUGAUCGUCGCACCGAACCUUUACGGCGAUAUCCUUUCUGAUGGCGCUGCUGCGCUUGUGGGAUCUUUGGGUCUUGUGCCUUCUGCCAAUGUGGGGGAUGGUUUCGCGAUUGGUGAGCCUUGUCAUGGUUCUGCGCCUGAUAUUCAGGGUAAGGGGAUUGCGAACCCUAUUGCUACGUUGAGGAGUGUGGCUCUCAUGUUGGAGUUUUUGAAUGAGGAGGAGGCUGCUGCGAAGAUUUAUCAGGCUGUGGAUGGUAACUUGGCCGAUGGCAAGUUGCUGAGUCCGGAUAUGGGCGGAAGUGCCAAGACUGAUGAGGUGUUGAACGAUAUUUUGAGAAGGUUGUAGAGGGCCCAUUGGUUGUUGUGUUGGGGCGAAUACUGUGGGAUUAGAGCACGACAAUUUGGUAGCAGAAGAUAGGAGGUGCAAUCCCAUAAGAGCGACACCAAUAUCUAUCCCAAGG